CGCCAUUUGCCAUGCUUGAGUGCUUCAAUUCUUUAUAGAGAGAGAGAGAUGUAUUAAGUGGUAUUCCAACGUCGAAAGCAGAGACACAAAGGUUGUUCUGUUUUUUCUCUUCUCUAACUUUGUCUACAUAUAUAAAACGAAGUACAUGUGAUUCUGCUGCAUCACCACCUCCUCUCUCUCUCUCUCUCUCUCUCUCUCUCUCUCUCUCUCAUCAUGUAAGAAACUGGAAAACCUACAACAAGCUCAGCUACCUUGCGCCGCUGCCUCCGAUAAUAUUAUUCCACCAACUUCUUCUCUUCUCUACUUUCAAAUUCCAAUUAUAUUAAGGGUAAGAUGUUUUCAUGAUGAUCCAGGAAGAGCGAGAAGUUGGUUUAAUGGCUAGAGUUUGUUGGCCAUAUUUUGAUCCUGAGUAUGAGAACUUCAGCAACAGAAUGAAUCCUCCAAGGGUCUCUGUGGACAACACUAGUUGCCAUGAUUGUACUCUUAUCAAGGUUGAUAGUGUUAACAAACCUGGAAUUCUGCUGGAAGUGGUGCAAAUCUUGACAGAUCUUGACUUCAUAAUUACCAAAGCCUACAUAUCUUCUGAUGGAGGAUGGUUUAUGGAUGUAUUUCAUGUGACGGAUCAACAAGGAAAGAAGAUAACAGAUAGCAAAACCAUUGACUUUGUGGAAAAGGCUCUAGGACCAAAGGGCCAGAGCACAGAAGGGGUGAAGAAUUGGCCAAGCAAGCGUGUUGGAGUGCAUUCUGUUGGUGAUCAUACAUCGAUUGAGCUUAUUGGCAGAGACCGGCCAGGUCUCUUGUCCGAGAUCUCUGCUGUCCUUGCUAGCCUCCAUUUCAAUGUGGUUGCAGCUGAGGUUUGGACUCAUAAUAGAAGAAUAGCUUGUGUCCUUUAUGUCAGUGACACUACAACCCAGCCUGUGGAUCAUCCAAAUAGAUUAUGCCUUAUGGAGGAGCAGCUUAACAACAUUUUGCGCGGCUGCGAGGAGGGUGACAAAGUUGCUAGGACUAACUUCUCCAUGGGGUUCACCCAUAUGGAUAGAAGGCUGCACCAAAUGUUGUUCGCUGAUCGCGAUUAUGAAGGGUCUGGAGCAACAACAGAUGCUGAUUAUUCAUCUUCCUCAAGGCCAAAGAUCACAAUCGAACGCUGCGAGGAAAAAGGAUACUCGGUGGUUAGUGUCCGGUGCAAAGAUCGGGCAAAACUCAUGUUUGACAUUGUUUGCACUCUUACUGAUAUGCAAUAUGUUGUUUUCCAUGCCACAAUCUCUUCAGAUGCUCCUUAUGCAUCCCAGGAGUAUUUUAUUCGGCAUAUGGAUGGAUGCACACUUGAUACUGAAGGAGAAAAAGAAAGAGUCAUCAAAUGCAUUGAAGCUGCUAUUCAGAGAAGAGUGAGUGAGCUAUCUACUUGUGAUGCUGCAAAUUGUACGACAGAUACAUGGGGUUAAGUUCCACUCAGAUUGUAUCUGACCAUCAUAUCCACUAGUGAAAGUGAUGAUGGUCUUUUGCCUUCAAUAGAGCUUAAGAAUCUAUGUUCUCCAUGUAAUAUCAUCCAUAUCCCUACAUCUUAAAAUAGAAAAGAAAAAAAAAGGAAUUUAGAUGAUGAAAAAAAUACCCUUUUUUUUUCUCAGGUUAUGACAAACUUGAUUAUCAAGCAUACUAUGUCAUUUUCUUUAUGUGUUUCAUUUCAUUUUCUUCUUUACAUAAUGUUACUUGGUUAUCAAGAAACAUGGCUGAUAUUAGUCUCUUUUGGUUUUUACCAUUGAUUCUUUGGAUUUGUGGACAUAGGGUGUGAGCCUUGAACUUUGUGCAAAGGAUAGAGUGGGAUUGCUGUCUGAAGUAACAAGGAUUCUAAGAGAGAAUGGAUUAACAGUUUGUAGGGCAGGUAUAUCAACAAGAGGGGAGCAAGCACUGAAUGUGUUCUAUGUGAGGGACGCAUCUGGCAACCCGGUGGACAUGAAGACGAUGGAAGCGCUUCGCAAAGAGAUAGGGAAGACAAUGGUGGUGGAAGUGAAAAGGGUACCUGGAAAU
Arachis stenosperma is the source of this 2025-nucleotide messenger RNA. RefSeq names its product ACT domain-containing protein ACR3. The transcript has 8 exons. Lineage: Eukaryota; Viridiplantae; Streptophyta; Magnoliopsida; Fabales; Fabaceae. The record is from RefSeq and is a predicted model, not a curated record. The coding region runs from base 342 to 1442 and encodes 366 amino acids.